AUGAAUGCAGAAUGUGGAUCUUCUCAUUCAUCUAUGCCUUUCACUCCACCGAUAGACCUUGAAUUUGAUCGUGAUCAACAAGGCCAACGUAUUUCUCUUGGUCAAGGUGCAUAUGGAAAAGUUUAUCUAGCACAAGAUCGUAUAACAUCGAAAAAAUUUGCUGUAAAAGAAAUUCCAAUGCGUAAUCCAUCUCAUACAGAAGUUGUUGAAAAUGAAAUCAAAACAUUAUCAACACUCAAUCAUAAAAAUAGACAACUUUCGGAAGCAUCUAUUAGAAAUUAUACUCGACAAAUUCUUAAACGUUUACAAUAUUUACAUGGAAAUCAUAUUUUACAUCGAGAUAUUAAAUCAGCUAAUAUUCUUAUUAAUUCAAGAGGAGAAAUCAAAAUUGCUGAUUUUGGUACAUCGAAACGUCUUGCUGGUCUUCAUCUUUGUACAGAAGAAAAUGUUGGAACUCUUCAAUAUAUGUGUCCUGAUGUUGUUCUUGUACCUCCAAUGGGUUAUGGAUCAGAAGUUGAUAUCUGGAGUGUUGGAUGUACAGUUAUUGAGAUGGCAACUGGUAAACGACCAUUUCAUAAUGUCGCAAAUGGUUAUGCACUUUUAUUUAAACUUGGCAAAGAAAAACAACCACCUGAUAUUCCAUCUGAAUUAUCUGAUACAACUAAAGAUUUUCUAGCCAAAUGCUUUGAACCAUCGCAUAGACGUCCAUCAGCUAAAGAUUUAUUAAAUCAUCCACUUUUCAAUGCAAUACGUGUCUCAGGUUCUUCAUCAUCUUUACAACAAAGUACAAACGACGGCGUCAUGGUUUUUGAACCAGCUCGUAAUCUAGCACCUCAAGUAUCGAUUGAUGGUUGUCGUCGAUUGGAAUUAGCUAAUAUUUUAUGUGACAAAGAAAGUCGAGAAGCUUUUAUUGGUCAAUGGAUGUUUUUAAUAGAAGAAAAAAAUAAAACUGAAUUAUUAAAUAUUGAAAAACUUUUAAUUUUAUUGUCUGGUAUUUGUGAUUAUUUGGAUCAAGGAGAUGCAGAUUCAUUAGAACAUGCACUAGACCCAGGUCCAGCAUUACGAUGA
This is a messenger RNA of Rotaria sordida, 1068 nucleotides long. Lineage: Eukaryota; Metazoa; Rotifera; Eurotatoria; Philodinida; Philodinidae. The record is from the annotation of a GenBank genome assembly.